GUUACGUUGUCUCCAUCGUCAUUUGCCACCAUUAGAAAUUUUGAACUUGCACUCUUCUCUCCCAUCCCCGAUGGCGUAAAACCUACCUCUCUCUCUCUCUCGUCUUCUUCACCCCAUCAGAAUCAUCUCUCGAACCACAGUGUUUCGCCGCCUCAACUUCGUCUUCUCUCUCUUUCACUCUCCUUCUUUCCCUGCUCUGGUCGAUCGGUUCGAGCUCAGAUGGAGAGCUCAGCUGGUGAGCACCCGCGCGCGGGGGAAUCCGCCUCGGAAUCUCCCGAUGAUCCCCAGGUUGAGAAUGCAGUACGAGCUGUGGAGGCGAGCGAUGCUCGAUCCCAUCUCGCUUUGCUCUGUCUUUGAGCAGUUUUAGUCGCUGUUGCGGAAAAAAAAGGGUCGAGCAUGAGGAGGAAUAUUGGAUGGUUCUCUCGGCAUGCGUCGGUCGCGCGUGAUUUGUCCGCUGAGAAUGUGUGCCAUGAGAUCGAAACAGAUGAACAGAUCGAUUCAGUUCAACAGUCCCGGCGGCCGAAUCUGUCGUCCCUGCAAAUACCUGAGAGGUCUCUGGAAAGCACCAUCUCCACUUUUGUGGGAAUCGAUAUCCCUUCGACAUCAAGUCCUAGUUCUAGCAGAGUCGGGCUGCCCCCAAGACCCAAUUCCGCCAGGUUCAAAACAUCUGUAAGGAAUGUGCUUCCUCAGAGGAGUCUCCGGGCAAAAGAAAUCUCCCAGGAUGUUGAGAAGGCGGUUCUCCUUGUCCUGGACGCUCCACUGUCUGAUGGUCGUCCUAAUAGGCCUAAUGCUCCGAGAUCAUUUUCCCUCAAAGAAGUCUUUUCUCCUUCCCCAGGGAAAUCCGCACAUUCUGUACCAGCUACCCCACUAAUCAAAAUGGGUCCUGAAAGUGCAAAAGAAAGGCCAGUUGAUGGUCCUCAUCAAUCUAAACCAGAAGUUCAUCACCAAAUGACACGAUCCUUCUCAGUUCCAGUUAAUGUCAACACUAGAAGUCUGAAAAGGAUAAACUCGGGGGGCCUCAUCCGUGUAAUUCCGGCCACACCUCGCCCUGAAGUGGUAGAUCCUGCCUCACCAAAUGAUGCUUCUUCAGAAUAUAUUGCUAAUGAAGAUACUGGUGAAGAUAUUCCAGAAGAGGAAGCAGUUUGCAGGAUUUGCUUGGUCGAGCUUAGUGAAGGAGGAGAUACUCUAAAAAUGGAGUGCAGCUGCAAAGGGGAGCUCGCACUUGCUCAUCAAGAGUGUGCAGUGAAGUGGUUCAGCAUAAAAGGGAACAAGACUUGUGAUGUUUGCAAGCAAGAUGUUCGGAACUUACCAGUUACAUUAUUGAAGAUACAUAAUCCUCAGGGUGUAAUCAGACGGCCACCGAAUGUACAGCCACCAAGGGUGGUAACUCGUUACAGGGUCUGGCAGGAUGUACCAGUCCUAGUCAUGGUCAGCAUGCUCGCAUACUUUUGCUUUUUGGAGCAACUUCUGGUAGCAGAUAUGGGACCUAGAGCUCUAGCCAUAUCGCUGCCCUUCUCGUGUGUUCUAGGCCUUCUUUCAUCUAUGAUUGCUUCCACCAUGGUGAGCAGGAGUUAUAUCUGGGCAUAUGCUUCCUUUCAGUUUGCCAUUGUGAUCCUUUUUGCUCAUAUCUUCUAUAAUGUGCUUAGUGUGAACGCCAUUCUGUCGGUCCUCCUAUCCUCAUUCACGGGUUUCGGGAUUGCAAUUAGUACUAACUCCCUCCUUGUGGAGUACCUUAAAUGGAGAAUGAGCAGGCAAUUAAGACCUCGUCCUAAUAAUCCAAACAGAAGAAUGCAGGAGCGGCACCAUUUGCACCCUCAGCAGCAUGAAGCACGCCACCAACAACAUCUAGAGCAUUCGCAAUGGCAUAAUCACCACAUCCAUCAGCAGCAAGAUCGUCAAAACCCGCACCACCACCAACUUCAACUGACAGAAGAACCGAGUGUAGUUCCAAUCGAUAGAUCCAAUCAGCAAGAAACGAGGAUUCAGCAGAGCUCAUAAGUCCCUAUCACUGGGUCGAUUGUUGGUUUUCCUCAGGGGGUAGAGUUGCCCAACGUCUUCAAACUGCUAAUGCUCAAAUUAUUUCACUGUUACUCGAGAAAUGGGUGCACAUAAUUGCCUAUGAA
Molecule: messenger RNA, 2123 nt
Organism: Rhodamnia argentea
Lineage: Eukaryota; Viridiplantae; Streptophyta; Magnoliopsida; Myrtales; Myrtaceae
Exons: 9
Coding region: 397-1998 (533 amino acids)
Molecular function (GO): zinc ion binding
Source: RefSeq, a predicted model, not a curated record